This is a messenger RNA of Aspergillus caelatus, 939 nucleotides long. RefSeq lists its product as uncharacterized. NCBI's taxonomy places the organism in Eukaryota, Fungi, Ascomycota, Eurotiomycetes, Eurotiales, Aspergillaceae. The record is from RefSeq and is a predicted model, not a curated record. Bases 1 to 939 code for a protein of 312 amino acids. The transcript has 3 exons.
AUGCAGUUGGACAAUUGGCUGGAAGACACCGACUUGGAUGCCUGUGUGAUUGCCGUCGUCCAUGGUAUCUUUUUCGCAUAUCUGAAAGGCAAGCCAGUGGAUGGUCGAUCGGCUCCAGUUCCUCAGACUUACUCUACAACUAUCUCGAUAAUAUCGGCUAGUGCUGUGGGACUGUUGCUUCGUUUCAGCUUGGGUCUUUCCUUCACACAAUAUCUGUGGCGCGUCCUUCGCUCGGCGUCGCUCAAGAUCUCUAUAAUUGAGCAGCUGUUCUCCAUGCGCUCGAGUUUGACAUUUGUCCAACAUAGAGUCAUCUUGCAGAAAGUGUGGCCUCUCAUUCUAAUAACAAUCAUCAUAUGGUGCACAUCCAUUGCUAUGAGUUUCCCGGCGAUGACAGUUACUCCAUCCUUCCGCGAACAUAUUGUGGUCGAUUUUUCAGUGCCCACAUUCAAUGCAGAAGACAUCUGGGAUAUGCCCUCUCCCGGUGGGUCGGACUGCUCGUAUGUUUUACGAUUUACUGGUUCGUAUCUCCAGUGUGGAAGCAGCUACCAUAACCACACAUAUAACAUGGAAACAAAAGCACCUAUGCGCGGCGCUUGGCAACCACGUUUUCCAUUUACCGGGUAUAACGCCUCUUGGGAUCCAUCUGCGUCCACGUCCCUAUCCAGGUCAAUCGACCAGUUAUACUGGAAAGCAGCUGCGCGGCUCCAGAUCAGCAUGUUUCAACUCAACGGCAGAUUAGGUGUUAAAAAGCUGAAUACAAGCGUGUACAUUGGGCCUGCAGAAUUCACGACCGAACAUUACAGGCUCGAUAUCCUUGAGCAUCGUUUGGACUGUGUUCCAUCUGGUGCCGAGUGCACAGUUCAGACUGUCUACCGAAAUAAUGUACCAUUCUUCAAUGUGUCCAUGACCCUACCUCUGUCCAUAGACUCCAUACCUUGA